Messenger RNA from Cebus imitator (Panamanian white-faced capuchin), 1056 nucleotides. RefSeq names its product ubiquitin C (gene UBC). NCBI's taxonomy places the organism in Eukaryota, Metazoa, Chordata, Mammalia, Primates, Cebidae. The record is from RefSeq and is a predicted model, not a curated record. Gene Ontology annotation, molecular function: ubiquitin protein ligase binding; protein tag activity. The coding region runs from base 524 to 985 and encodes 153 amino acids. Gene Ontology annotation, cellular component: nucleus; cytoplasm. The transcript is spliced from 2 exons. Gene Ontology annotation, biological process: modification-dependent protein catabolic process; protein ubiquitination.
CAGUUCGCGCCCCAAGUCCACCGAACACGAGUUGGCGACCCGAGGCGACCGCGGGGGCUGAGGGGAAGGGGUGCAGAGCCGCAGCUGAGGAACGCGGGCCGCCCACCGGCUCCAGGUGCUGCGGUUCCGCGCCGGGUUUUAGCGCCUCCCGUCGGCGCCCCCCCACCAACGGCGAGCGCCGCUACGUCACAAUCACAGUGCGCAGCGAGAGCCUUGAUCCCUCCGCCCGGCCUCUCAGGACGGCGGCCUGCUGCCCACCAGACUCGGCCCAGAACCCCAGUCUCAGCAGGAGAACAUUUUAGGACGGGACCUGGGUGACGCUAGGUAACUGGUUUUCUUUCCAGAGAGCAGAACAGGCGGGGAAAAGUAGUCCCUUCUCGGCGAUUCUGCGGAGGGAUCUCCUCGGGGCGGUGAACGCCGGUGUCUAUAUAAGGACGCGCCGGGUGUGGUGCAGCUAGUUCCGUCGCAGCCGCGAGUGCAGCCGUUCCUGUUUUUCGUCAGUUGCUGUCAUCUCCGCUUGACAAUGCAGAUCUUCGUGAAGACACUGACCGGCAAGACCAUCACCCUCGAGGUGGAGCCCAGUGACACCAUUGAGAACGUCAAGGCAAAGAUCCAGGACAAGGAAGGCAUCCCUCCUGACCAGCAGAGGUUGAUCUUUGCCGGAAAGCAGCUGGAAGAUGGGCGCACCCUGUCUGACUACAACAUCCAAAAAGAGUCCACCCUUCACCUGGUCCUCCGUCUCCGAGGGGGAAUGCAGAUCUUCGUGAAGACCCUGACCGGUAAGACCAUCACCCUUGAGGUGGAGCCCAGUGACACCAUUGAGAACGUCAAGGCCAAGAUCCAAGACAAGGAAGGCAUCCCUCCUGACCAGCAGAGAUUGAUCUUUGCUGGGAAACAGCUGGAAGAUGGGCGCACCCUAUCUGACUACAACAUCCAGAAGGAGUCCACUCUGCACUUGGUCCUGCGCUUGAGGGGGGGUGUCUAAGUUUCCCUCCCCUUUAAGGUUUCAACAAAUCUCAUUGCACUUUUCUUUCAAUAAAGUUGUUGCAUUCCCAA